AUCCGGGUUUUAUUCGAUCAUCCGUUAAACAUGCUCGGCUCGCACGUAUUAAUCGGUUUUUUUACGUAACCAUUGACGUACGUUCGCGGCAUAUCCCAAAGAUAUUCCCGAGAAAUGAUAAAUGAAAUAUAACAAAAAAAAAAUAGUUAUUCGCGAUAUGCACGUGACUGUUACUAAAGACGUGCCGAAAUGUCUCUUCGAUGUCUCAAACUGGGGGGACAUUAGGAGGAUCGCGUUUUUACGGUAUGAUUUUCUUCUUGAAAAUUUUACGAGAUGUUCCGAUUGAGGUGACGCGGUGUGAAAACCGUCAAAAUUUCCGCCACGAUGCCCGGGGGUCGUAGGGGGCUCGUUGCCCCACAAAACACCUUUUUGGAGAACAUCAUUCGGAGAUCCAAUCAGCAGCCCGACAGCAGCUUCCUGCUGGCCAACGCACAGAUAGUGGACUACCCGAUCGUGUACUGCAACGAGUCCUUCUGCAAAAUCUCCGGAUACAAUCGUGCCGAGGUGAUGCAGAAGUCCUGCCGUUGCGCCUUCAUGUUCGGCGAACUCACCGACAAAGAGACAAUCAGCAGGAUCGACCACGUGCUCGAACAUCAGCUGCAUGAUCAGUUCGAAAUACUGCUCUACAAGAAGAAUAAGACUCCGCUAUGGCUGCUGCUGCAGAUUUCUCCGAUAAAAAACGAAAGGGACGUCGUCGUGCUGUUCCUGUUAACGUUCAGGGACAUCACGGCCUUGAAACAACCGAUAGAGACGGACGACUCUAAAGGGGGACUAUCAAAGUUUGCCAAGUUGGCGAGAUCGGUGACGAGGAGUCGCUCCGUCUUGGUGUCCCAAUUCUCAUCUCAUCUGCCCAACCUUAAGGAUACAACGAAACAGUCACACCUGGCACAAAUGAUGAGUUUGAGUGCGGACAUUAUGCCCCAAUACAGGCAAGAAGCACCCAAGACCCCACCCCACAUUUUACUGCAUUACUGCGCCUUCAAAGCCAUUUGGGAUUGGAUUAUUUUAUGUUUAACUUUUUAUACUGCUAUUAUGGUUCCUUAUAACGUAGCAUUUAAGAACAAGACGUCCGAGGACGUCUCCUUGUUGGUUGUGGACUCAAUUGUCGAUGUGAUAUUCUUUAUUGACAUAGUACUUAAUUUCCAUACGACUUUCGUGGGUCCCGGUGGUGAAGUCGUCUCCGACCCGAAGGUCAUACGGAUGAAUUACCUCAAAAGUUGGUUCAUCAUCGAUCUUCUAAGUUGUCUGCCUUAUGACGUUUUCAAUGCUUUCGAUCACGAUGAAGACGGAAUUGGGAGCUUAUUUAGUGCUUUAAAAGUGGUAAGACUUCUAAGACUAGGACGCGUAGUGAGAAAACUGGAUCGAUAUUUAGAAUAUGGGGCGGCCAUGCUGAUUUUACUUCUCUGUUUCUAUAUGUUGGUUGCUCAUUGGUUGGCGUGUAUAUGGUACUCGAUUGGUCGAUCAGAUGCGGAUAACGGUGUGCAAUAUAGUUGGCUGUGGAAACUUGCCAAUAUUACUCAAAGUCCGUAUUCAUAUGUGUGGCCUAACGACUCAAGUACCCCAGAACUCAUUAACGGCCCCUCAAGAAAGACCAUGUACGUAACCGCGCUAUAUUUUACGAUGACCUGUAUGACUUCGGUGGGGUUUGGUAAUGUCGCGGCCGAAACUGAUAACGAACGGAUAUUCACCAUUUGUAUGAUGAUCAUUGCAGCUUUAUUAUAUGCCACGAUAUUUGGUCAUGUAACGACGAUAAUUCAACAAAUGACGUCGGCGACAGCGAAGUACCACGACAUGUUAAAUAACGUGAGGGAGUUCAUGAAGUUACACGAGGUUCCCAAGGCACUCUCGGAAAGGGUUAUGGAUUAUGUGGUGUCAACGUGGGCUAUGACCAAGGGACUGGAUCAAGAUAAAGUGCUAAAUUUCUGCCCAAAAGACAUGAAAGCCGACAUUUGCGUACAUCUGAACCGAAAAGUGUUUAACGAACAUCCGGCAUUUCGAUUGGCCUCCGACGGGUGUUUGAGGGCUUUAGCGAUGCACUUCACCAUGUCCCAUUCGGCCCCCGGAGAUCUGCUCUACCACACCGGCGAAUCGAUCGACUCGUUAUGCUUUAUUGUCACCGGAUCGUUGGAAGUUAUACAGGACGACGAGGUCGUCGCGAUAUUAGGUAAGGGUGACGUGUUCGGAGAUUCCUUUUGGAAAGACAACGCCGUAGGCCAAUCGGCUGCAAACGUUCGGGCUUUAACUUACUGUGAUUUACACACCAUCAAGCGAGACAAACUCCUCGAGGUGUUAGACUUCUAUCAAGCAUUCGCCAAUAGCUUCGCUAGGAAUUUAGUUUUAACGUAUAACCUUAGGCACCGGCUGAUUUUCCGAAAAGUGGCCGACGUGAAGAGGGAAAAAGAGCUGGCGGAAAGGAGGAAAAACGAGCCGCAACUGGAUCAAAAUCAAGACCAUUUGGUCAGGAAGAUCUUUUCGAAGUUCAGAAGGGAUAGAAGUCAGGCGGCAGCUGCGGCUUCGACUCCUGCCAGUGACGUGGAAAAAGGUGGGGAGGAUAGUGCCGAAAAAAAUAUUACGAGGGUGGUUUCGACCACUAAGCUCUCGUCUGUAGCCGAGAAAGACGAUAGCAGUGGCGGGAGUGUGAAAACUACCAUCACUAGACCUUCUUCGGUUAGGGGUAGUAAGUGGAGUAGACUCUUGGGCUCCGCAAGCUUAGACUCUGGAUCGGAAAGUUCCACCCAACCAGCCACAGCGUUCCAAAGGAGUUUGAGUGCGAAAGAUCCCAAGGACCGACCGAGCUCCUCGUCCUCCGGAAGUUCAGCCAGUCAACCCACUGCAGGAUCUGGUAACAAGAUAUUUCCUAAGUUGCAAAAGGUUUCUGCCACGUCUAGUCCAGCCGCGAUAACCAGACAAGACACCAUAGACGAGAUGGUAGAAGUAGAACAGCCGAGGAAUUUAUCCCUAAGGAAAAUGCAAAGUUACGAUUGCGGUCUACGCGAUCCCUCUACUGCUUCAAUGUAUCAGCCGGCCGUCCCUGACUCCAUCGCUCCAAUAGAAUAUAAGGAAUUGAUGACGAAUCUUAUGGAUUUUAAAGUAGACGUUAAGCUCGAAAUUCAAAAAAUGAACCAAAAAAUGAACCGAAUGGAAGAGAUGAUGACCGAAAUUCUUAAGAGACUCAGUCCAGAAAGCGGUUCCAGUUCGCAAUCCCCGAGUGAAUCCGCCGAGAAUACCACAAAAAAGUCUUCCAAUAGUGGGACGCCUGUAGAAAGACCUACAGAGCUAUUGAGCAAACCAGGAAGUUCUGUAGACAAUUUGGGAUUGGGCACGGUCAUACUUAAGAAGAGAAGAUCGAAAAUUAGAAUGAAAGGUUCGGCACCGCAAGUUCCGACCCCAACAGGAACGAAAGCGACCUCUCCAGAGAGUUCCAGUCCUACUGAAACGUCAAAAAUGCUUCAUCAAGAUCCGGUCCCCACCCCGUCCUCGCGCAAGCCCAAGGAAUUUCUUUAACGGUGGCUAAUGUCCUUCGUAGAAUUUAACGAUUUUCUUAAUUAGUUGUUAUCUAGUUAUUAAGUUUUUUUAAUAUAAGCCUUAAGGUAAGUUUGUUCGGGGGAGAAAUAUGGCUAAUUUCAUUGGUGAAGAUCAUUAAUGGUUAUUUUUUAGACAAAGAUAUUUUAGGCAUUAAAUGUCUGAAUGUCUUACGUGAAAUACUGAAAAAAGCAUAAAAAUUCAUUAAAAAAAUACAUAUUUUUCAAAUUGACGUCAAAUGCUUGGAAUAUUCUUUUUUUGAAUAAUUGAAAGGCAUGUUGGAUAAUAUUAUGUCAUACUCAUUAAAAUUAAAUAUUAUUUUCUUUGUACAUUUAUUUUAUAUACUACUCACAUUCCAAGAAAGAAAUAAUGAAAGUAUUUUAGCCGUGUUACGCCCUUAUAUUUAAAU
Anthonomus grandis grandis is the source of this 3931-nucleotide messenger RNA. It is a transcript of the gene eag, whose product is annotated as potassium voltage-gated channel protein eag. The record is from RefSeq and is a predicted model, not a curated record. Gene Ontology annotation, cellular component: membrane. Gene Ontology annotation, biological process: regulation of membrane potential; potassium ion transmembrane transport. Lineage: Eukaryota; Metazoa; Arthropoda; Insecta; Coleoptera; Curculionidae. Gene Ontology annotation, molecular function: voltage-gated potassium channel activity.